Prorocentrum cordatum is the source of this 933-nucleotide messenger RNA. Lineage: Eukaryota; Dinophyceae; Prorocentrales; Prorocentraceae. The record is from the annotation of a GenBank genome assembly.
AUGGGAUGCUCACGAGCUGUGCUCUACCUUGUUGAAGCAUGCCGUUGCGCACUUCUCCUCAGAGAUCAUGCUUGUCACACCGUGUUGCCAUCAGUGGUAGGCCGCCAGGUACCUACAGUUGUCAUCCCCGUCUACGAGCGGGAUCUGUGCAAGUUGAAGAUGACCGCCCAGUCGAUCACACAGCACGACAAAGUUGGGGUCCUCGGCAAGGUGAUCAUCUGCUGGGUGUCGUCACACCCUUUGUCGGACUACGGCGACCAGAUGGAGGAGGUCAAGAGGGCCUUGGAACCUCAUGGUGAAGUCGAGGUGAUCGAGCUCGCCGUCAACGGGGAGGGCUGGAAGGUGCAGCAGGCGGCGAAGCUCAAGGUGGCGAGCAGGGUGUACUCGGACUUCUACGUGGUGCUUGACGCGAAGAACACCAUCCUGAGGGACCUCGAGGAGGACACCUUCUUCACGAGCUGCAAUCAGGCCAAGAUCUUCGGCAGGUACGAAGUGGGGGGCAUGCCCGGCGUCCACAGGGACUGGUAUUACAACUCCGCUAGCGUGCUGGAGGUGGACCCGAUGGAUUAUGGCAAGUGGCCAGCAUCCAUCACCCCGAUGACGAUGCACACGCAGACAGUCAAAGACAUGCUAGACAAGAUCGGGGAGCCGCAAGACUUCGGCGACUGCUCCGCUGGUCUCUGCGAUGCCUUCGGACGCGACGCGACGGAGUUCACGCUGUACGUCACAUACGUCGGCCGCAUCGCAAACAUGUGGUGCAUCCACGACAUCGAGGAGAGCGGCCGUUUGGCAACGAGAUCGCCGUCUCCAUCUGGCGCACAGAGAAUGACGCCGACAGGGAGGACACGUUCCAGCAAGUGGAGGCCAUCGCCGAGCAGGACGCGUCGCAGAACGGUAAGCCCAUCUUCUUCGGGGCGCAGGCGGGCGCCCUGA